This is a messenger RNA of Saccostrea echinata, 1170 nucleotides long. RefSeq lists its product as uncharacterized. NCBI's taxonomy places the organism in Eukaryota, Metazoa, Mollusca, Bivalvia, Ostreida, Ostreidae. The record is from RefSeq and is a predicted model, not a curated record. The transcript is spliced from 7 exons. Bases 1 to 1119 code for a protein of 372 amino acids.
AUGUCUAGACAUCUGUUAAUUGUUUUCCAUUUCCUUCUAGCCGGAUUUUUAUGCCAGGCUGCUUUGACAGAACUCGAUGCAUAUUCCUUAAAAGAAUUUGAUAAACUGGUUCGACAGAACCUGGUGUUUAUGGUUGUGGACCGCGUCAAUGAUUCCAUCACGGCCCAGAGACAAAUGCAAUACGACUGCGCAAGCCUAGUGAAUCACACCGCAGACAAUUGCAAAUCAUGUGAAGCCCACACCCCUGACAAUCAUCAGGUCAGUAAUCCCCUAGAUGUAGUAUUGCCAGUGAUCCUCCAGCCCUCUCUCUCCGCGGGAAAACUUCUGAAUUUUGUCGCGAGCACCGUGACGUCAAACCAAGCCGUUAAAUUGCUAGGCAAACAAACUACAAAACUGGUCCACGAUAUAGGCAGUGUAGCAGAGAACGCAGGCAAAACUCUGCUCGGAGGUGCUAAGGAUGCCUUUUACACAUCAGUAAAUGGUCUUAAACAACUUGGUGACAAACUCACAUCUCUAACGUCUGACAUUGGAUCCUCUUUGAAUGGAGCUGUGGGGGACCUAGGACACUUGUUCACUGACCAAAUCGGAGGAAGCCUCCAGAAUAUCGGUAGCGGUCUGGUAAGCGGAGCUAAAGAUUUAUUGAACAACAUCGCAAGUGGUGCCACAGAUGUUGCCAGCGGUAUUGCUAGUGGAGCAAAGGAUGUAGCGCAUUCCAUCUCCAGUGGGAUAAGUAGUAUUGGACAUCAUAUCGGUCAUAUUUUUGGAAGGAAAAGGUCCGCCUGUCCCAACUGUGACAAGAUUAACAGCAAGAACUCGGAGGAAAUUAUUACAAACGUUUGUGGAUCUGAAUUCAUGUCUCGCCAUAAUGCCAUCCUCACUGAGAUCAACCAUAUGAGAGAUAUCUAUUCUUCUGCUGUCAAUUCCACCAUUAUACAGAAGGUUGAGUAUGACCCGACCUCCAUAGAUGUCACCCAUGGCGUACAGUUCAAGGUCGUCUUUAUCACCUAUACAGUAAAUGGACAAACCAGGCGAUACGCCCCUGCAUCACCUCUCCGCCUGACUGAUCUACCCUCCAUGUCAGAAAGUGUGUCAAUGGAGAUCUACGAGUCCUAUGUGUAACAGAUAAAAUACAAUUUCGGUUUUUAGUAAAUCUUUUUAUUAACAAAUUAA